This is a messenger RNA of Penicillium olsonii, 4116 nucleotides long. Lineage: Eukaryota; Fungi; Ascomycota; Eurotiomycetes; Eurotiales; Aspergillaceae. The record is from the annotation of a GenBank genome assembly.
AUGUCCCAGCAACGUGAACGAUACUCGCCGCCUCAUACGCCUCCCUCCCAGACCGCGCGAUUCAAGCCAAAACGCGGAUACUCGGCACGACCGUCCAUUCGGGAUGCGUUCCCAGACGCCAUGGAGAACCCCCAAAGCGAGUCUGGGGACGACCGGGAUCCGCAUGAUCUGUCCCUUUCCCCGCAACAUGCGGCGCGAACCUCGAUCGUGGACAACAUGCUGCUCUCGCUCGAUCAGUUCGCCUCGACCUCGUCUGUUCUAGAUGACUAUCGUCUGUUCAAUUCCGCGUUCGAGAACGACCACAGCCACUUCUCCCAGGAUUCCACCCAUGGCCGAUACCGGGGCCAUACGUUCUCCUCGUCUCAAUCCUCGGAGCCAGAAUACGGAUAUGAAGAUGGGAGUGGCCGGUAUGCCACACUCACAGCGACCAAGGGACGACGGAGCAACAGUAGUUCGACCUACCAAACGGCACCGAGACACGCGGGGAGCUCGCGUGGGGGGGAUGCCAUUAGCUCGCGCGGUGUGGGCUCAAUGCCACGAACGAACGCCGCCCGCAAUGGGAGCAAAGGAAGCUCUUCCUCUACAGCAGACUACUCGUACACCAUCCCGAGGGCGCGGACCGACCAAGGUUUGAGUCGACGCUCAGCGAGCUUUGACUGCGGGCCCAAGCGGGCGUUUGCGCCUUACGAUGAUACAAAUAUGGCUCAGGACUCGAUUCUGUACGACGACCACGAGGCCGCACCCACCCCAAGUAUCCCGGCGGGACCACGCAAGGUGACAGACUAUAAUCGACCAUCGAACACGGGGGCCUCGCGAACACACGCAGCAAAAUCGACACAGGCGCCCCAGGGCCGAGCAGCUCGUCUCGAUGAUCUCGGCACCGGGACUCCCAGAGUCCGGGAGAAUGACUUCCCAAAUAUGACCGACACAGAGUUAGAUCUUCCCCCGACCAUGCCGGGGUCUUUCGACCCUCCGGCCCCCAGCCCAACGAUCUCCUACAACAAGCCAGCCCUCCCUACCACGGAUCCGACCUCAAAUACGACUAUUCCGAUGGUUAUGCCCGCCCCCAACCCGCCCCCAAGCAACAAAGAACGUCCGGGAUUCUUUCGACGUGUUUUUGGGUCCAAGAAUCCAGCUCCGGGGCCGGCUUGGCCUCCUCAGGAGACACCAAACUAUAGUCCGAGCGAGUUAGCAUAUUUACAGGAUACCGCGAUCAGGGAAGCGUCCGCAGUGGCUGCUAGCCACAAGACACGGGUUCAACCAGCUGCUCAGAGCUCGGCGGGAACUUCACCUGCCUCUGUUCGCACAGGACCCCAUCAGGUGGUGAACAAGAAGUCUUCCUUCUUCCGCAGGAGGAAGAGAUCCGUGGCCGAUCAUAUUCCGCCGCCAAUCGUAAUUCCCCAGCAUCUUGCGCCCCAAGCCUUGGAUAAUAUGAAGCCCGAGCCAAGCCCAGUGAGUAGCCUGCGCCAGGUCAUGAAUCCAUACCUCGAUGAAGAUGUAGACCAAAAAGAUGACGCAGAGUGGGAAGCUAAGAUUCGACAGCCCACCUUUUUGCAGGCGCAAACAAAGCGAGAGAGUGUUUCGGCUCCGGGAGCCCCCAAAGCGAUACUUCCCGUCCAACCCUCCGCUUCUCGUGCCCAGGAGCGUGCACCGCUUGCAGAGAACCGGGCUCAGCUUCCAAAGGCUGAAGGGAGCACAAACUCGGCUCUGCAGGAGAAGUCACAGAAUGUGGCCCAGUCAGCCGCGCUCUCCCCGGUAGAGGAGAACUUCUCCCGCAGCAUCAAGUCACAGGCGGAGGUCCCUUCGGCCAAUGUGGCCAGAUUAGCACUUCCAUCUGAUGACGUAGCUUGUGAAUCCCCUGUCGAUUCUGUUUCGACAGCCUCACACUAUCAGACUGCGGCGAACACUCCACUUAUCGAGCAAGACGAGCACAAGCCAGCUGCCGAAGCCGAAGAUCAAGAAGAUGGGCCAGGCGACGCGAUUGAAGAUGGUCCCACGGCGGCGGAUCGAGAGCAAGCUCAGAGGCUAUUCGAUAGCCAGGAUGAGGUCGUUGGCGAUGACCCCGCUGCCGCUUGGCUUGGUGAUCCUGAUCGAGCGGCAAUCCGUGAAGCAUACAUGCGAUUGUUCAAUUGGUCGAAUCUCAACAUCGUUGCCUCGCUUCGGUCACUCUGUGAUCGUCUGGUUCUCAAGGGAGAAACUCAACAGGUCGAUCGAGUGCUGGAUGCCUUUUCGACCAGAUGGUGUGAUUGCAACCCAAGCCAUGGGUUCAAAGCCACUGACGUUGUUCACACCAUCUGCUAUUCCAUUCUCUUGUUGAACACCGACCUGCACUUGGCUGACAUUGAGUCCAAAAUGACCAAGUCUCAAUUUGUUCGAAACACCAUGCCCACGAUCCAUCGAGUCGCAAUGGACGCCGCUCCCGAGGGCUUUGAGACACUUCGCCCAAUCAAGGCCCAGCCCCAGGAAGCAGUCUCAGCGCCUACAUCGGCACGCUCGGCCAAUUUCCCGUCGGACGCUGUACGGAAUUCUUUGGACAAGGACAGCGAAUCUAAUGUGGACGCCGGCCCACUGGUUAACGCGCCAUUCGUUGGAACUGUGAGAGCCUGGGAGCAGCAAGUCGAAGCCGUUCUGAAAGAGUUCUACACAUCCAUUCAGAAAGAACGGCUUCCACUCUUUGGCGCGCAGCCAGGGCGAGAAGUCUCCCGCAUGUCGUCGAACAACUUUCUGGGACCUUCUAGCGGUACACUCCGCAGGAGUCCCAGCACUAUCAGCAAGAGUGGCUCCGAUAUCUUCCCUCGUGGUCGCUCGGCAAACUCUAGCCAUGGGGCUGCGCGGUGGUCCUCUAAACCUCGAUCACGCGCCGGUAGAUUGUAUCCACCUUCAAUGAUGGGCUCCAGUCGUACCAGCCUCGACGAUCAGUCCUCUGUUUGGAGUCCCACUAGCUCCAGUACUUGGAGCAAGUAUUCCCUAGGCAAGUUCACAUCAGCUUCGGUGGACUCCUUUGGCUCAGACUUCCCGCGUGGCGAUUAUCAGCAGUCGAUCGGUUUCGCCAAUGCCCUCAGCCAGGCCAUCAUUCGCGAGGAUUCUGCAACUUCGGUCUACAGCUAUGAGGAGCCCGAGCGGACCACCCCGCUUCUUGAGGAUGACACCUUGGCUUUGGCCGGAGCGCCGUGGGCUAAGGAAGGAAGCGUGAAACACAAGCAUCAUCUAGAUGCGGUGGACAAACGGGCCAAGGACCGCAACUGGAACGACUGCUUCGCAGUCAUUCAGCAAGGCUGGAUGCGACUUUUCUCUUUCAACAAUUCCACGAAGUCAAUGCGGCAAAAGUCUAAACAGCCUGGGGGUGUGGUUGUCGGUGGCGGUAAUUGGACUGAGAAUGCCGACGAACUUUGGAAAUUCAUGCUGCGCCAGACCAUCGCUAGCGCGUUGCCGUCGCCAGGGUACUCCAAGUCCCGUCCCCAUGUUUGGGCUUUGAGUCUCCCUACGGGGGCGGUCCACCUCUUCCAAGCCGGCACACCCGAGAUUGUCCGCGAAUUUGUAUCAACGGCAAACUACUGGAGCGCCCGUCUCUCCAAGCAGCCACUUGUGGGAGGCAUAAGUAAUAUCGAAUAUGGAUGGAGCGAUGCGGUCAUCAACAGUGCCUUGGUUGGUGGCGGCGAGAGUCGAUCACCGCCGCCUUCAUCAGGCGCGCGGCCAAGCAUCCAGAGCUCAAUUCGCAGUUCUAUCGACCAGCAAGGGAUACGCCCUCGACUCCCCGCCGAUCGGGUGAAUAUCAGCGACUGGAGCCCACCCCAGCAGAGCAUGGUUGCCUCCAACAUAAGUGAGGAAGAGCAGUUGAAAGCACUGCAAGAUUACGUGAAGAAUGUGGAGGACGAUCUCUCUCGUCACAACGAACUACGUUCUGCUAUGAAUCUUGCAUUCUCUCCGCGCCAUCCCAAUGCCGCCAAGGCCAUGGCAAAUUGGGAGCGGAAAUCUUCAUACCUCCUACGAGAGAUUGUCAAAUUCCGCACCUACAUCGAUUCCUUACGCAACGCUAUCGGCUCCAAACACAAGAUUCUGCCUUCUGCCGACCCUGAAAAGGGGAAGGAAUCCUCUGCGGAGUCGGUUGCUGCGUGA